GAGUGGUAGGACAAGUGCACCAACACCAACGAAGCCCUAGUUAAUUACAUCAUAUCUGCGUAUAUACCCUUGCAAGCGACUGUUAUAUCUACUCGUUAUUACGUUUGUCGGAAAGGGGGCGGAGGCAACAUGGCUGCGCAAUUGAAGCCGACGACGCUGUAUCCUUGCCAUAGCCGGGGCGCGUCGCCCAUAUAUCCGAUGCAACUUACGCAACGCAUUCCUUUCAGCUUUCCAUCACGAUAUCGCUGCCGUGAGCUCGAGGCUCGGUUACCUUCUCGGCGCAAUAGAAGGACAUGGCAUUGCCGGGCGAUAGCGCCUCCUGAAAGCCCAACAGACUGGGACGUGGAGUGCAGUUGUGAGGGCGUGAUGGAGCGGUUGCGUGAAACAGACAAGCUCCGAAACUGCUUCGGCGAACCGUUGACGUCCGAGGAGCGCUCCUCGCUGCUGCGCUGCCUGGACAGCGCGCGGCUGGGCGUGGAGAGCUGCCUGCUGGCGGGGCUGCCGGCGCUGCGGGAGCACCUGAUGGACUACCUGGGGGCGGCGGCGGCCACCAGCAGCGACGACCUGCAGCUGGUGGAGGGCGCCAUGCUGCUGAUCGAGCAGAUCUCUCAGGCGCUGGACAGCCCGCUUGGCGCACCGGCGGCUGCGGAGGGGGAGCAGGCCGCAGGUGAGGGAUCAUCAUCAUCAGCAGCAGUCGACCCCUCCUCCUCCUCUUCCUCCCCGCCUCCAGAGCCGCAGCCCCAGCCACCCCUGUCCUGGUUCCGGGGCCAGUGGCAGGUGCUGGUCACCACGGCGGGGGGCUGGCCGUACGGCAGACUGCAGUACGUGCCCGUACUGGAGCUGUUUGAGCUGUCGGAGGACGGUCAGCGGUUCAAGCUGGAGACGCAGGCGGGCCCGCUGUCCACGCAGGCCUGGGGGCAGGUCACGUGGGUACGUCAACCCAACCACCUGACCUACCACGUAUCCGGCUUCCGUCUGGGGUUGUUCGGCGGCUCUCUGUCCCUGCCGCCUGCCGCCGCCGCCACACCGCACAACGACCUGCUGCUGUUCGCCGCCUCCGCCUCCACCGCGCUGGCCAGGAGCUCGGCGGGCGGAAUCAACCUGCUGAGCAGGCCGGUCUAGGUGGUGGGCUGGGGGCGCGUGGGAGCGAAGGGGGCCUGAAAGGAGUUGGAUGAUUUGCCAGGAUGAGGGAAUGAAAGGAUAACGUAUGGCGCUGUAGGUAUGUAGAUGGUUAGCUGCCGCAAUCAAGUAGAUCAAACCGUUGAUGAGGUUCCAGUGCUGCGUGACUGCGAUGGUAUGGUAUUAUUGGACGCCUAUUAGGCGAAUGGCUGGCGGCGCGGGAGGGGAGGGGAGCGAGGGGCGGAGGGGGCCCCAGGGGCGGUAGCACGCACAGGCGAGCGCGUGGCUUCUGUUGCUGUGUUGCUGCUGUUCAGGGUACUGCUGGCCGCAUGUCGGAAUGUGUGUGUGUGUGUGCAGCAGGGGUGUACGGCGGGGGGGGGUGCCGUACGCUUGCAGUCCCGGCUGUAGUAGUGUGAGAGCGACAGGAAUACACGAAUACAAGGACAUACUGUAGUGGUUUUGAAACAUGCUGCAGCGUCGUACAUGCUACAUGGUGAGUACGGCGAACAAAUGCUGGUGCUCUGAAGACAGGGUUGUGACGUGCACCUAAAUAACCGUAUGACGCCUCUGGACGUCUUCUACCGCUGGUUGCCGGUGUCUGGUAAUUACCAUAGAUAAGGCACCCGCGAAGUUGGUGGCGUGUAUGGACUAGUUAGCGGAAUUGCAUUAAGAUAUGAGGCUGGUUUUCUUCGUCCUCUGGGCUGUCACGCACGUAUGCGCCCAGCUGGAGUGUUAUCAGUGACUUCCCUCCGGAAACGCCCUGCUGAAAGCCCACCCCGAAUCUACACCUGCAUGGUAACCCACACGUACCGGUCUACAACACGUUGUUGUCCUGGGGGCUAUAGACCAUGCGUCAGGGCGGCGUAUACCGGUAAUGUCGUCAACCCUACUCGCGGGACAGGGUGCACGCACUUCCGGGA
This is a messenger RNA of Astrephomene gubernaculifera, 2039 nucleotides long. The record is from the annotation of a GenBank genome assembly. Lineage: Eukaryota; Viridiplantae; Chlorophyta; Chlorophyceae; Chlamydomonadales; Astrephomenaceae.